GCGAUGUGGUAGCGCGAGGCGGCGGCCGCCAUGCACACCCCCGUAGCCACCAUGGAGCGGCCCUCCUCGUCCUCGGCCGGCCUCUCCACCAGCCGCGACGACCAGGACAACUUCACCAACAGCAUCCUGUGCAUCCAGGAGGAGCUCGGACAGCUGAGUGGCAGCCCCACGGCAGUGGACGAGUGCUGUGGGGGCGGCGGCAGCCCCCUGGGCGCCCAGGCACCCUCACCGCCCCCACCGGCCCAGGCAGAGGUGUGCAGUGCCGGCCCCCGCGGCCCGCAGGACCGAGCCGGCUGGAUCGACGGCCUCAUCGGCUGUCUGCGCCCCGUCUGGACCAUUAUUGGCAAGGCCGCCUCACACGAGAUCAAGAGCAAGCAAGAUGACUGGGAAAUACCCUUUGAAGAUAUCAGUGAUUUGCAGUGGUUGGGAUCUGGAGCUCAAGGUGCUGUUUUCAGUGGCAAGUGGAAGAAGGAAAUGGUUGCGGUGAAGAAAGUACGUGAACAGAAGGAAACUGAUAUUCGGAAUCUCAGGAAGCUUAAUCAUCCGAAUAUUGUACAAUUCAAGGGAGUUUGCACACAGGCUCCAUGUUACUGUAUAGUCAUGGAGUAUUGCCCAUAUGGCCCUCUGUACAAUCUGCUUAAGGAUGGAGAGGAAGUACCUCCUGCUCGUCUUGUGAGGUGGUCAAAGGAGAUUGCUUCUGGAAUGAAUUAUCUUCAUCAACACAAGAUCAUUCACCGAGAUCUUAAAAGCCCAAACGUUUUGAUUGGAAGAGGAGAAAUAGUGAAGAUAAGUGACUUUGGAACAAGCCGUGAAUGGAAUGAAAAUAGCACAAAAAUGACAUUUGCUGGUACUGUAGCCUGGAUGGCUCCAGAAAUUAUACGAAAUGAACCCUGCUCUGAGAAAGUAGAUAUUUGGUCUUAUGGUGUUGUGCUGUGGGAACUGCUGACCUGUGAGGUGCCCUACAAAGAUGUAGACUCAUCAGCAAUUAUGUUUGGAGUGGGGAACCAUUCCUUACAAUUGCCAAUACCAAGUACCUGCCCGGAUGGCUUCCGCCUCCUCAUCAAGCAGUGCUGGAGUGACAAGCCCCGCAACAGGCCAUCAUUCAAACAUAUUCUGAUGCACCUUGACAUUGCAGCUGUUGAAGUGCUUUGCACGACUCCGGAGAAAUAUCUUAAAACCCAGGCAACUUGGAAAGAAGAAGUGCGUAGCAAGAUGUUGCAGCUGCAGUCUAGUGGAUCACGGUUGCCCAGGUGUGAGGAAGAUCUUGUAAAAAGGAGAAAUGAAGAGCUGAGGCAUGCACAGGAUAUCAGAGAACACUAUGAACGGAAGCUGGAUAGAGUUAACGAUAUUUAUCUUGAAGUACAUGCACAGUUUCUCCAAGUGGCAGAACAAAAGAAACAAUUGCGUGCUAAGACAAAGCAGUUGGAACAGUGGGAGCAACAACUGCGAAAGCGUGAGAAAUAUGUAAAUGUAAUGCAAGCAGGUAUGAAAAAUCAAAAGCAAAGUACAAAGAGACGAAAUCCUCUUUGCAGUAUGUCUACAACCCCAACUUCGCCAGAACAGCAAACAACAAGCCCUGAAUCUCCUAGGAACUGGGCUGAGGGUAACCCUGUCAUGGCAACUCUGGUGGUGAAAGGAGUAUCACAAGCAAAAUCGAUUGUGAGCUGCGGAAGUCCCGGUGAUAAGCAAGUACGACAGAGGAGGUACAGGCAUAGGAGAGUUGGGUCUGGAAGUGGCAGCAGUUCAGCUCUUGCCAGGAGUAGUCCAGGACAUGAGAGGAAGUUGGGGUCGCAAACUGAGCAUCGGCUGGUUGACAGUGAAACACAGACUGAUAUACUCAUGGAUGUCAGUGAGACAGAAACGAGUCCUAGUGCGUGUCUGGCUAAUCGAAAAAUGGCAGCGAUGACAGAGAUGCCGAAGGACUCGGAGUUAAGACUUCCCGCCUUGGAUUCUACAGAAGAGCGUUGUCCUUCUCCGGGUGCAGAAAGUCUCAAUGGAAACAGCUGUAGGCAACCUUGUUCAAGCCCAGAGCCUAACAGCAACAUUCGUUUGACUACCUGCAGUGACGAUGACCACCUAGAUACACUUGACCGCAAAGUGAGUGAAAUUGUCAGUCGAAACCGUGUGCCAUCCCCCACUAAUGGGAACUCUGAGAGUGUGUUAGUAGGGAGGCAGUAUAGCUCAGAAACACUGGACUCUCAGGACCAGAGCUGGUCAGAAGAGGAAGGAGACACCCUGGAUGGUUACAACUACAGCCUGCGGCGACGGAGCAUUGCUCGGAGACCUAUUGCACCAGGUGUGAGGUCCCGCAGAUACAAGCAAGCAGUGGUUGCUGCAACACUCAGCAAUUUGUCAGACGAAGAAAAUACUUCUGAAUACAGCCACCCGCCUUCUAGCCAGUGCUCCACCCUGGAGAGCAACCCAGACCUUUUAAAGUCCAUUACGAAUUUAGGCAACAAACGAGCACAUAGUGACUCCCAAGAUGGAGUAACAUCACCUGGCAGUUCAGAUUCCGAAUCGGACGACGUAAGUGAUAUGACUAUUGGAACACAGCUAGCGAACUCGCCGAAGAUAGAGACAAUUGUCUGAUGGCAGGAAUAUUCGACAUACUCCUUUCCACUGAACUUGAUUCCUUUUAUAAUUAAGUUAAGGUUGUUUUUAGUAACAUAUGACAUUUUAAAAUUUAUGUAUAAUGUACAAUCAUUAUAUACGGAAUGUGAUGAAGUUUAAGAGGUAUGUCGUGACAAUGUUGUUAAUUAUAAGGCAACAUUCCAGAAUUUUUACAUUAAGAAUCAAUUUAGUUUUGGCUACAAUUAGUCACAUUUUCAGGCCACUUUAUUUUCUGCAAAUUAUUUUUUUGAUAUAGAGAGCAGACUGUAAGUCACAUAGCAGAAAAAUUAAGUCACAUCACAACAAUAGGUUUGGCAUGUGCUAGUGUUCACUGUUGACAAUAGAGAAUGAUCUCACAUUAAAUGUUCAUCACAUUCCUUCUAGCUAUCCAUGUUUUAAUGGUGUUUGCAUCAUGAUGGAUGCAGCUGAGAUAUUAAUAAUUUUAUUUAUGUUGUCGUUGCAUGUAGACGUAUUUUAUUGGGCAUCAAGCUGGUGCAGUAAAAUUAGUCAAAUAUUUUACAUUCCAUAUCAGAAGCAGUAUUAUUUUUACGUGUUAUUGAAAUUUGCUUUGAGUGAUAAAGAUUGUAAAACAUGGAUAUAUUAAUGUCUGAAUUGUGGUUUAAAGACUGAAUCUCAGGGACAGGAGUUUGACAGACAGACAUCACAAAAAUAAGUUCACAUUCACUGCCACUCAAUGACUUAUGCAUAUGUACAAAGUUAUUUAAUUACAUAUAUUUCUCAAAGUAAUUUGUGUAGAUGCAUGCUAUCAAUAUUAUAAUGUUUAUGCUGUACAGGUCAAAUAAUGACAUAUUGUCACACACUGUAGAUCAUUUUGUUGUUACUAUACUUGUAGCCAUCAGAUCCUCCCAAGUAGUUUCUUACAGCAAGGUAUUUUAUUUAAGAAGAAAAGAGAGACUUUAGCAUAACUAUGCUACUGGUUAUUGACUGUACAUAAGCAGCACAUCUCAUUCAGAUUUCAUGUACUGUGUAUUUUAUAAUGCCUCUAAAUCUAUUAGUGAUUCACUGUGACUGGCCUGAAAUAUGAUGAGUGUCUGUAAGCUUCUGUCAUGAAUGAAGUGUAUUCACACUUCAAAAAUGUUGCUCUUCUUAGUUUAUAAUUUGUGUGUGUGUGUGUGUGUGUGUGUGUGUGUGUGUGUGUGUGUGUGCGCGCGCGUGUGUGCGUG
Molecule: messenger RNA, 3794 nt
Organism: Schistocerca piceifrons (Central American locust)
Lineage: Eukaryota; Metazoa; Arthropoda; Insecta; Orthoptera; Acrididae
Gene: wnd
Product: mitogen-activated protein kinase kinase kinase 13
Exons: 12
Coding region: 31-2589 (852 amino acids)
Biological process (GO): JNK cascade; protein autophosphorylation
Molecular function (GO): JUN kinase kinase kinase activity; ATP binding
Source: RefSeq, a predicted model, not a curated record